CUACCUUGUCUGGUUCAGUUUUUAUUUGAAAAGAACAGCGCAGCCAUGGCGAAGAAAUCUCUGGCGGAACAGAUUGCCGAGUUGGAGGAUUUGACUCCGAGAGACUACGAUCCUGAGGAUUUGGAUCGCGGGAAUCAGGAUAGUGAUGAGGAGGUGGCUGAGAAGGAUGCGAGUGCGGGAAGGGAACAUUAUCAGGAUGUUGGCAAGGCAAAAUUGCGCAAACAGGAUCCGAUUGCCCUCGGAAAACAGUAUGCCGGGUCGAAAGUGAGUCGUGAUGCGUUGGAGGCCGACAGCGAUGAUGAUCCGUUUGCGGCGCGGUCGAGCGACGAGGACGAUGACGAGGAUGAUGAGGAUGAGGAUGAAGAUGAAGACGAGGAUCUGGAGCUUGGCAGCGACGAGGAAGACGAGGAGGGCUCAGAGAGUGAGGAAGAAGAGGAGCUCCGACCCUCCAAGGCAGCAAAGAAAGCCAAGAAGCAGGUCGAGGAAGACGACAUGGAUACGGACGAGUCGGACGAGCUGGACGACAGCGAGGGGUCAUUCGACGAUGACGACGAGAUUCCCUCCGACGAAGAAGAAGACGACGAUGACGAGUCCGAGUCCGAGUCCGAAUCCUCCUCAGAAACCCCCCGCAAACCCAGCACCACCAACGACCGCGACGAACUCCGCCGCCUCAUGGCCACGGACCAAAAAACCAUCGCAGCAACCAUCUCCCAAGCCGCCAAAGCCGACGCCAUCAAAGGCAAAGCCGUGAAACAACAACGCGCGACCUUCGACGCCCUCCUCAACACCCGGAUCAAGCUCCAAAAGGGCCUCACGGCAAUCAACCAGCUCUCCACCCUCGCCGGCGGCAACUCGACCGAAGACCUAGACUCGGAAGCCAUCACGUCCGCCGAAUCCGCCGCCCUCGCGCUCUGGUCCACCCUCGAAGACCUCCGCGUCGCGCUCGCCGACGCCCAACACAACAGCAGCAGUGAGGAAACCAAGAAACGCAAGCGUCCAACCCCCACCACCUCAACCUCAACCGCAACUCUCUGGACUCGCAUGACGGAUCUCGAAUCCACCGCGCACCCGCACCGCCGAAACAUCCUGGACAAAUGGUCCGCUAAGGUCCGCGGCGCGAACGCCGCCACCACAGCCAACACCCGGGGCAAACUCCUCAACUCGUCAUCCUCGGCAAACCAGCAAUCCAUCGCCGCUGUCCUGGAUGCCCAGGUCGCUACCGAGACGGGUGAUCGUGCGGCUAAGCGCGCACGUCAGGAUACUACCCCCGAGGGUCCUAUCUACGACGACACAGUCUUCUACCAAUCUCUGCUCCGGGAUCUGGUCGAGCAGCGCAUGUCGUCUUCGGACGCGAUCACAAAUGGUUUGGAUACGUUGCAUAUACAGUUACCGACGCGGGGCGGGGCGGCGGUGCACCCUGUUACGGGGAUGCGGAAGGACAAGGUGAAGCGGGAUGUGGAUACGCGGGCGUCCAAGGGGCGGAAGAUGCGGUUCGAUGUGCAUGAGAAGUUGCAGAAUUUUAUGGCGCCGGAGGAGCGUGGGUCGUGGACGAAGCAUGCGCGGGAGGAGUUCUUUGCGUCGUUGUUGGGGAAGACGGCGAGUGGGUUGCUACGGGAGGAUGGGGAUGAUGAGGAGAUGAGUGGUGGGGAGGAGAGUGAGGAGGAUAGAGAGGAGGGUGGAUUGAGGCUUUUUAGAAGCUAGGUGGUUGGAUGUGGAUGUAUAGUACAAUGCUGCUACCUACUGGAAGGAAUGAAGGAGGAAGAGAGGGAUAAAAGGUGCGUGUGUGCAUGUGUGUAUAUAUGUGGUGAUUGAUACAACAACAAGAACAACAACAACAAAAGUCGCAGUUU
Aspergillus sclerotioniger CBS 115572 is the source of this 1850-nucleotide messenger RNA. RefSeq names its product AATF family protein. The record is from RefSeq and is a predicted model, not a curated record. The transcript is spliced from 3 exons. NCBI's taxonomy places the organism in Eukaryota, Fungi, Ascomycota, Eurotiomycetes, Eurotiales, Aspergillaceae. Gene Ontology annotation, biological process: maturation of SSU-rRNA from tricistronic rRNA transcript (SSU-rRNA, 5.8S rRNA, LSU-rRNA). Gene Ontology annotation, cellular component: nucleus; nucleolus. Bases 46 to 1701 code for a protein of 551 amino acids.